CCACGAGGAGGGAGGGCGGAGGGAGGGCAGUAGGGAGAAGCUGACACACAGAGACCUCACGGACAGCGAUCCCAGGCUCGAGUGAGGGGGCAGAGGGACAGAGAGAGCUGGCAGAGGUGCGGUGAGGAGGGGCGGCGGGAGCAGAAAUGCAGAGAAGGGGGUAGGGAGCAGUGGGGGGAGAGAGAGACGGAGGGAGAGGCAGAGGGUGUGGGCAAGGGAGGGGACAGAGACAGACAGUAAGACACAGAGGGACAGAGAGACAGAGGGAAAGAGGAGAGGAAAAGAGGAAACAGGGAUAGAGAAGGAAAGAGACAGAAGGGGGGAGGGAGGGAGAGAGAGAGAGAGAGAGAGAGAGAGAGCAAGAAGAGAGAGUGGAGAAGACAGAGCAAAGACAGCCGGACCCACAAGGAAGCCUGGGGGUGACUGGGAGACCCCGCUGCGGGGAGGCCCAUGGGGAGGCAGGCGGAGGGUUGCUGAGUGGCUGCUCCGGCUCCGCCCGCCGCCUCCCUCCCCCGGGGGCCUGCAGCCCAGGCGGCCGGCGCUGGCCAGGAUGGCAGACUCCUGCCGGAACCUCACUUACGUGCGGGACUCGGUGGGCCCGGCCACCAGCACCCUCAUGUUCGUGGCCGGCGUGGUGGGCAACGGGCUGGCGCUGGGCAUCCUGGGGGCGCGGCGGCAGUCACGGUCACGCCCCUCGGCCUUCGCCGUGCUGGUCACCGGGCUGGCGGUCACCGACCUGCUGGGCACCUGUUUCCUGAGCCCCGCGGUGUUCGUGGCCUACGCCCGCAACAGCUCGCUGCUGGGCCUGGCCCGCGGCCAGCCGGUGCUGUGCGACGCCUUCGCCUUCGCCAUGACCUUCUUUGGCCUGGCCUCCACGCUCAUCCUCUGCGCCAUGGCCGUGGAGCGCUGCCUGGCGCUCAGCCACCCCUACCGGUACGCCCAGCUGGACGGGCCCCGCUGCGCCCGCCUGGCGCUGCCCGCCGUCUACGCCUUCUGCACCCUCUUCUGCUCGCUGCCCCUGCUGGGCCUGGGCCAGCACCAGCAGUACUGCCCGGGCAGCUGGUGCUUCAUCCGCCUGCGCGCCCCCGAGCCGGGCGGCUGCGCCUACUCCCUGGCCUACGCCAGCCUCGUGGCCCUGCUGGUGGCUGCCAUCGUCCUGUGCAACGGCUCGGUCACCCUCAGCCUCUGCCGCAUGUACCGCCAGCAGAGGCGCCACCAGGGCGCGCUGGCCCCGGGCCCCGGGGUGCGGGCACGCGAGGACGAGGUGGACCACCUGAUCCUGCUGGGCCUCAUGACUGGCAUCAUGGCCGUGUGCUCCCUGCCUCUCACGAUCCGCGGCUUCACCCAGGCCAUCGCCCCGGACAGCAGCGAGAUGGGGGACCUCCUCGCCUUCCGUUUCAAUGCCUUCAACCCCAUCCUGGACCCCUGGGUUUUCAUCCUGUUCCGAAAGGCCGUCUUCCAGCGUCUCAAGCUCUGGCUCUGCUGCCUCUGCCCCUGGCCUGCCCGCGGCCACUCGCAGCGCCCCCCCUCCCAGCCGGCCUCCGGGGGGAAGGACCCCAGGGCCCCCGCCAGUCUCGGGGGGAAGGAGGGGAACUGGGUGCCUUUGCCAGCCUGGGGCGAGGCGCAGGGGGCACGCCUGCCUCCGGCCCAGCGGACGGGCAGCGCCGCGGGAACGCUGUCCAAAGUGGAGUCCAGGGCAGCCUGCUCGCUCUGCUGACAUCUCGGGCACCCGGUGACCUCCUGCCCCAUCUCCUGGGACAGGAGCCGGACAGUCAGGCGAAGGCCCGCGGCUGGUGGACCAGCCGAGCGAUGAACCCUGGAGCCCUGGCCUGCCAGGGCCUUGACCUGAAUCGGGGGGGGGGGGGGGGAUCAGCUGCUACUUUCCUCCAGGGUGGCCACACCAGCUCUGGGAGGAGGGGGAGGGAGAGAGGGAGCACAAGAGCAGUUCUCUCAGAAUGACCGAUUGGCUGGCCGAUUGGCUGCCCGGGUUUGGUCCUGGCCGCCCAUCCAUCUCACUGUCUAAAUAUUUAGAAGGCGGAAAAGCUCCCAGCGCUCCUGUGCGCCGAGUCUGUUAGGAUCAGUGCUCCUGCCGAUCCCCAUCCAUUCAGGGUGCCCCAACCCCGGGGUGGUCCUGCCCUCCCCACCCAGAGCCACGCCCUCCCCGCCUCCCCUCACUUCUGAUUCUCAUUCCCCACCUAAGUCUGAGCUCCGCCACCCCCCAGGAGAGGCAGGAGGGAGGGGAGAUGCUGAUGUGGGUGACACUGCUGGGCGCGUGCCCGGGAACCUUGGUGUGGCUUCGUAGUUAUAAGACUUGGACUGUGGGGACACGGGUGUGGGGUGUGAAUCCCAGGGACGGCCCAAGAACGCAGACCUAAGUCCCGUGCCUGCCCCCAACUAAAUAGCUGCCUCUAGACAGAGCCUGAUGUGUCCUUAGAGCCUCACAAAAAUGUCACUCAUUCAUUCAUUCAUUCAUUCAUUCAUUCAUUCUUCAUUCAACAAAUAGUGGGCGCUGACUCUGCCGGGUGCUGGGGACACGGACAGGCUCUGCCCCACCCUGGACUCUACGGGGAGAUCUCCAGACUCCCACCCCUGCCCCUUCUCGUUGCCAACCCCUGCCCUCAGAGCGGCCCAGAAUCAUGGGUGGCCGGGAGUGAGCCAGUGGGCUGAAGAGUUGAAAGGACGUGUGCUUAGGGUGGUGGUGGGGUUCAUGGAAAAGCGCCUCCCCACUCCCUGAUCCCGGCCCCCUUCAGUCCCCCUUUCUCGCUCCGAACCUGGGGAAGGGUGGGGUAGGCAAGGCAAGAGCCUUCGAUAGCAGCUAACCUCAGCGAGGCCUCCUCUGUGUGAGGGCACCCUCUUGCUCCGGCCCGCUAUUAGAGCCUUUCACAGGGGCCAGAAUCCAGGCCCAGAGGGGCAGUGAGGCAGCCGCAGGCCACACAGCAAGAAGCCCAGCCUGAGGUGGAGGGCGGAGCUGGUCUAUCUCUGGGGCCCAGCUCCCUGGUCGGGCGGUGACUUUGCCUCUCUUGGCUUCCUUUUGCGUAGAAGGUGAUCAUAACCCAGCACUUCGCGUAAGGGUUGUGCUGAGGACGAAUCGGUCCCCGAGAAGCCGUCGCACAGGGCCUGGAAUGGAGCGACAGGAAGCGUUCCCGUUGUUGCUGUUGGCAUUGCGGGUGUGGGCUUUGGCUCUCUGGGCAAAUGUGGUUUGACAGCAGAGCAAUGCUUGCUCCCUUGUUUUGACAUUUUUCUCCCGUCACUAUGUUUCUAAUCAUAUUGAAGAAGAACAAGGGUGUCUGGGAGAGUUAAACAUAGGUCACGAUGGCUGCCUAACGGGUUUGGAGUUUCCUUUUGGGGUGAUGAAAAUGUUCUGGAACUAGAGAGUUGUGGUUGCAUAACACGGUGAAUGUACCAAAUGUCUCUGAACUGUACACUUUAAAAUGGUAAAAAUGAUAAGUUUUAUGUUAUGGAUACUUUACCACAAUAAAAAAAAAACAUGUAAUGAAAAAA
Molecule: messenger RNA, 3501 nt
Organism: Myotis daubentonii (Daubenton's bat)
Lineage: Eukaryota; Metazoa; Chordata; Mammalia; Chiroptera; Vespertilionidae
Gene: PTGIR
Product: prostaglandin I2 receptor
Biological process (GO): adenylate cyclase-activating G protein-coupled receptor signaling pathway; negative regulation of smooth muscle cell proliferation; inflammatory response
Cellular component (GO): plasma membrane
Molecular function (GO): prostacyclin receptor activity
Source: RefSeq, a predicted model, not a curated record